UAAUAUAUAGGUCUUAUAUUAAUCCCAACCCAUGUCGCGGCGAAGAAAUUUAAGGGUCAAGCAGACAGACUGUGGGGAAGCUGCCCUGCGCAUCGGUCAAUGGCGAUUCCAGAAUCCGGAUGCGUCUCUCCUGAUCGUGCUCUGCGCCGUCUGGUUGGCUGCGAUUCGCCUUUUUCGCCGCAGUGGUUCCAAGGCAUUUAAUAUUAUUACGUAAAGAUUUUGC
Molecule: messenger RNA, 223 nt
Organism: Talaromyces proteolyticus
Lineage: Eukaryota; Fungi; Ascomycota; Eurotiomycetes; Eurotiales; Trichocomaceae
Exons: 1
Coding region: 32-214 (60 amino acids)
Source: RefSeq, a predicted model, not a curated record